Messenger RNA from Penaeus vannamei (Pacific white shrimp), 1017 nucleotides. Lineage: Eukaryota; Metazoa; Arthropoda; Malacostraca; Decapoda; Penaeidae. The record is from RefSeq and is a predicted model, not a curated record.
AUGAUCUUUUAUCACGUUCAUGACCAAAACAAGAAUUUGAGACCCUUUGAAAAAGACUUCUCCGUUACAAUUCCGAGAUGUGUAUCUUCAGUAGUGUUGGAUACCAUGGCAGGAAGAGGAGGUUUGAUGACUUCUGGAGGAGGAGGCUCUGGGUCGGCAGGAGACCCAAGCAACCAGCCCAUGGACCUGGCACAGAAGACAGUCGCCAGGUCUCUAGAGUCGGGAGGCAUAGUCAAGAGCGGAGGAACCACUGUUGUCCACUACACAACGGGGGUUCAGCAGAUUCUCGCCACGAGUGGAACCACAGCACAUGUGGUCACUGCCAAGUCUAUUGGCAGGACAGAGAGUAUGGGUGUGGCGGGCCAGACAGUGACUCUCGUGUCACGCCCUUCUGCCCCCCCAUCAGCUCUCAACCUGGCGUCACAGGGCCCAGGGGGAGGAGGUGGUGGCCCUUCAUUGAGGACUGUGUCGCACGCCCCAGGUGGAACCACCACAAGCACUGUGGUCACUUCAGCGUCCACCUACCACAUCCCACGUGGAGCAGCUGCUGUGGCCAACAUCGCAGCACCUAGGUCCCAGACAGUGGCCACACCUAUCAUGAGGACCUCAGCACAGCCCAUUGGCCAACCAGGCUCUAAUGUUCCUGGGCCGAGAGGAAGUGUGGUAGGUCAACGAUUGGUACCAGCUUCCACGAAUGGAGGCUGGAUUCGAAACACACCUUCCCCAGCACACACGGGCAAGGUCACAGGACUGUCCAUGCACCCUGGGGUCACAGCACCCAAUGUCAGUCUGGGUGUCCAGAGGCCGUCGAUGCCCAUGCCUCGUCUAGGGCCAGGUGGUGGGGCCAUAACAACGUACCACACAGGAGUGCGGCCAGGCAUUGUCUCCAGUGGUUCUAUCAGAGGGCAGGCAGACUAUGCGAGGAUGGUCACACGGAGGGUGCCAAGGGCACAGGGCCCAAGGCGGUGCACAUCACACAGCCCAUUGGGCCACAGGUGGGUUGGGUUAGCUGAUUGA